This is a messenger RNA of Mugil cephalus (flathead mullet), 1358 nucleotides long. RefSeq names its product deoxycytidine kinase (gene dck). The record is from RefSeq and is a predicted model, not a curated record. Gene Ontology annotation, biological process: nucleobase-containing compound metabolic process. The transcript has 7 exons. The coding region runs from base 301 to 1140 and encodes 279 amino acids. Gene Ontology annotation, molecular function: ATP binding; deoxycytidine kinase activity. Gene Ontology annotation, cellular component: cytoplasm; mitochondrion. NCBI's taxonomy places the organism in Eukaryota, Metazoa, Chordata, Actinopteri, Mugiliformes, Mugilidae.
UGUUAGAUGCUCCUGAGACGCGUGCAAGGACGGAGUUAAGUUUAAGUUGUGUUCGUAGAUGAAUGGAUGGAUGCCUGGAUGGAUGCAUGGUUUGUUUGGAUGGAUGAAAGAACGGAUGGCGGGCAGUGACUGUAAAUAGGCGUGGGAACCAGAAUCUAGUUCCUGGGCGGAGCUGACUUCGUUGCCGCCAAGCUUCAAACCGGACAUCACCAUCUUCGCCGGCAGCAGCUGCAGCAGAGCCCGCUCUGAUUAAUCCCUCAAUUAGGAAACCCCUCUUCUUCUUUUUUUAAUUAGCCGAAAAUGCCUAUCACUCCGAAGAGACCCUGCCCGGACCCGAUGAACUACUCCCCGGACGACUCCCCGAGCAACUCCCUGAACGACUCCAUGAACGACUCCAUGGAGAAGAGGAUAAAGCGCAUUUCGUUCGAGGGCAACAUCGCCGCGGGUAAAUCCACAUUUGUGCGCCUUUUGGAACAGGAGAGCGCAGACUGGGAGGUGGUGCCAGAGCCGAUCGCCAGGUGGUGCAAUGUCCAAACAAAAGGCAGCGACUUCGAGGAGCUGACCACCUCACAGAGCAGCGGGGGCAACGUGCUGCAGAUGAUGUACGAGAAGCCCGAGAGGUGGGGGUUCACCUUCCAGAGCUACGCCUGCCUGAGCCGGAUCAGGGCCCAGAUCCGCUCGGCCAACGGGAAGCUGCGCGAGGCCGAGAAUCCCGUGCAGUUCUUCGAGCGCUCCAUCUACAGCGACAGGUACAUCUUCACUGCCAACCUGUACGAGAGCGAAUGCCUGAAUGAGACUGAAUGGUCCAUCUACCAGGACUGGCACGGCUGGCUGCACGACCAGUUUGGCAAGCACAUCAAGCUGGACGGUAUCGUCUACCUCAGAGCCUCGCCUGAGAAAUGCAUGGAGAGAUUACACUCGAGAGGCAGAGAGGAGGAGCAGGACAUCCCCCUGGAGUACUUGGAAAAGCUCCACUUUAAGCACGAGAGCUGGCUGCAGCACAAGACCAUGACCAUGGACUUCCAGUACCUCAGAGACGUGCCGGUGCUGACCUUAGACGUGAACGAAGACUUUAAUCAAAGUAGUAACAAGAGCGCUGACAUGAUUGAAAAGGUGAAGGAGUUCGUGAGCACGUUGUAAACUCCCGCCGAGACGGAGCAGUUUACUUUCAUUUGACCAUGAAAUGCUUUUUAAACAGUGACUGAAAAUUAUCAGCCCUUAAAACUACAAGUUGUUGUUUUUUUUUGUUUUUUUUUUCUUUUCUUUUUUAAUCCAUGUUGUAUAUUUAUCUUUUAUGCUUUGUGAAAUUGUUCUAUGUGUUUACUGAAUAAAGACAAUAAACUUGAACGUGAAAUGAG